AAUCCGUGGGCGCACGGGUACACUGAAAUGUUUAAAGAAAAUGAGCCGAGUAGAGCCGGGUAUCGGCAGAAGAAAAAAGACAAGAAUAGUUUUGCUUGUCGAGGUUCAUCAGUUGACGUUGCCGAGCAUAAGCAGUGCAGCGUGUAGUGACUAGUGAGCGGCACAGAUAAUGGACCGAGGACAAGAUGAAGAAGAUUCCCCCACUCGCGAAAUAGGUGGUGGUCCACGGAACCGCCUCCACAUCUCCACCAUCUCGUAUUAUCUUAACUUGAGUCUCCUCGAGUCCUAUCCGUGUUCUGCUGCACUGUCUAUACCAUCUCAAGUAAACCAAAUGGAACUCAACCAACGAGUGGGAUACAGAUCUGCAGAGAUCAACACGUUUGCACUCACAAACUUUUGUCUUUAGUCCUCUAGUAUUAUUAUCCGCGUGUGUACUCACCUUUACUUUGGACAUCAAGUUCCACAUUCAGUGCAUAUGCAACCGCGGGGAGUUCCAGUCACAAAAUUUCAGUACUUUUUUUAAAAUCAUCUCAAAAUUUGAAUUUUUUUUUUUUUAAUUUAUUUUGAAUCAAAUUUUUUUUUUUUAAGUGUGCAGUGAAUUUCUGGUGGUUUAAUUUUUUUUUUAAAUUACAAAGUGCGUUGUGAUAAAAAUUCAAAAAUUUUUUAUUGAAAGGAAAAAAAUUUAUUAUGGAAAUAAAUGAUAAUAAUAAUAGUAUGACUGAAGACAAACCUGGACCAUCAAAUGAAUCAAAUCCAUUGGAUGAUGCGGUUGGAAAAUUACUACAAGGGUAUGAUUGGACACUAUUACCAGUGACUUCAAGAACAGGAGGACGUAGAAGCACACAUGUAAAAAGGCCCAUGAACGCUUUUAUGGUGUGGGCCCAGGCUGCAAGAAGAAAACUCGCAGAUCAGUACCCGCAGCUUCAUAACGCCGAGCUAUCAAAAACUCUUGGUAAAUUAUGGAGGAUAUUAAGCGACGGAGAGAAGCAACCGUUCAUCGAAGAAGCUGAGAAACUGCGCAACGCUCAUAAAAAGCAGCAUCCCCACUACAAAUACCAGCCACGUCGGAGAAAACCAAAGACUGAGGACCAAAUGAGUCUCAACCGGCCGUUGCAAUCUUCUGCGUCCCUCGACUCGCCGCCAGAGUGCGCCUACACGAGAAUUUACCCUCCCGACUCGCCAAACAAAUCGUACGAGCGACCUCUGGCCUACGAGAGCCAAAAGCCCUUCGAGUUGCAUCCCAAGUACGUCGAGAGUCUCAAGUGCACCGACCACCAGAACUGCACCUACGAGGUCCCAAAGUACGAGUUGCCCAGCAAAACUUACCCCGACCCCAAGUCCCACGAUGUCCCCACCAAGUACACGGAGCCCGGGCCCAGGUACCCGGAGCUGCAGCCAAAGAGUUACGGGCCCGAGGUUACCAAGUACCCAGAAGUUAAAAGUUACUCGCCCUCUGACGCAGCAUUCAAGUACCCGGAGGUCACAAAUACACAGAAAUCUUACGCCUGCAUGCACACGCAGUAUUAUCCUGCACCAGAUGCAUACUCAGUCCACGAAGACAACGAGUACCAGAGUCAAACUAUGCCGCCUCACUCAUUCUACCCUUAUAUUUCCGCAUCAAUGGGCCAGCCUUCGUAUUACAUGGGCCCUCGAUAAUGAAAAAAAUAAAUUAAAUACUUCUAAAAUUAUAACUGUUAAUAUUAAUAACAAUAAUAACCUACUGGUUUUAAUCAAAGCGCCAAAAAUGUAGAAAAAAAAUUAAUAAAUAGAAAAAAAUUUA
Molecule: messenger RNA, 1780 nt
Organism: Microplitis mediator
Lineage: Eukaryota; Metazoa; Arthropoda; Insecta; Hymenoptera; Braconidae
Product: transcription factor Sox-9-like
Exons: 4
Coding region: 688-1656 (322 amino acids)
Biological process (GO): regulation of transcription by RNA polymerase II
Cellular component (GO): nucleus
Molecular function (GO): RNA polymerase II cis-regulatory region sequence-specific DNA binding; DNA-binding transcription factor activity, RNA polymerase II-specific
Source: RefSeq, a predicted model, not a curated record